Molecule: messenger RNA, 1746 nt
Organism: Bathycoccus prasinos
Lineage: Eukaryota; Viridiplantae; Chlorophyta; Mamiellophyceae; Mamiellales; Bathycoccaceae
Product: phosphoglucomutase/phosphomannomutase family protein
Exons: 1
Coding region: 1-1746 (581 amino acids)
Biological process (GO): carbohydrate metabolic process
Molecular function (GO): phosphomannomutase activity
Source: RefSeq, a predicted model, not a curated record
AUGCGCGCCGCCGCCUUCGCUUUUUGUCCACAGAAGACGACGGAAACGACGCCUUUUCGCGUCUUUGAACAACGAAGAAGACAUCAUCAACAACGAAUCGGCCGCCACUUUAUAACGGAAUUUUACCGACGAAAACGACGGCCAUCCUCCUCCUUUUCCGCUUUGUCUUCUUCCUCCGAGAUGCCAAAAACCACCCCAGAGUCGUUAAAGCGAUUACAAAACGGAUCCGACGUCCGAGGGGUCGCGUUAGCGGGCGUGGAAAACGAACCGAUUACCAUCACGCCAGAAUCGGUGUUUUGCUUAGGCUGUGCCUUUGUGGAUUGGUUGAGAGAGACAGAAAAAUGUACCAAUAAUCCAAUGUGUACGGUUGGCAUCGGCCGAGACCCGCGAUUGUCCGGACCGUCGUUGAAAGAUGCGUUCGCGCGUGGCGUACAAUUUAAAGGCGGCGUUGCGAUUGAUUGCGAGUUAUCGACGACGCCGGCGUGUUUCUUCGCCACGGUGAGCAACCGCGAACUCGGGCCGGCGUACGAAGGGUGCGUGAUGCUCACGGCGAGUCAUUUACCGUUUAAUAGGAACGGGAUUAAGUUUUUUACCAAAGAUGGAGGGCUGGAUAAGAAAGACGUUGGGUUUAUGUGCGAAAGAGCGGCUGAAUAUAUCGCCGAAGCGGAGAAGGAGAUGGCGAAAGGCGGAGAGGCGAAGAUCGAAUCGAGACCGUACAUCGACAAAUACAGUUCGAUUUUGAGAGACAAAAUUAUCAAAGGGAUUAACGAUGGGACGAACGAACCGUUAAAAGGGUUUAAGAUUGUCGUGGACGCUGGGAACGGAAGCGGUGGGUUUUUCGCGACGAAAGUUUUAGAACCGUUAGGGGCGGACUGUACCGGGUCUCAGUUUUUAGAUCCGGACGGGAUGUUUCCGAACCACGCGCCGAACCCAGAGGAGAAAGAGGCGAUGGAAUCCGCGACGAAAGCGGUUUUGGCGAGUAAAGCGGAUUUAGGGAUUGUUUUCGAUACCGACGUCGAUCGAUCUGCGGUGAUUGAUUCGUUCGGGAAGGAAAUCAACCGGAAUAAGUUGAUUGCGGUGUUAUCGCACAUCGCUUUGCAAAAAGAACCGGGAAGCACGAUUGUGACGGAUUCAGUCACCUCUUCCGGGUUGAAAACAUUCAUCGAAAGUAAAGGUGGGAUACACUUGCGGUACAUGCGAGGGUAUAAAAACGUAAUCAACAAAGGCAUCGAGUUGAAUUCGAAAGGUAUCAACGCGCCUUUAAUGAUUGAAACUUCCGGCCACGGCGCGAUGAAAGAAAACUACAACUUGGACGACGGCGCGUAUUUAGCGGUGAAGAUAAUCAUCGAGGCGGUGAAGAGGAAGAAUGCAGGCGGUGGUGGUAUUGGCGAGAUUUUAGAGAGUUUGAAAGAACCGUUGGAGUCCUUGGAGGUUCGAUUGAAAAUAGCAAACCCAGAGUUUAAAAAAGUUGGUUCAGACGUCAUCGAACAGUUUAAGCAAGCGAUCGAAAGCGGGUAUUUCGAACCGAAUUUUGUCUGCGCGAAGGAAAACUUUGAAGGCAUCCGAGCCGAAAGUGAAGCCAAAGGGUGGUUCCUCUUGCGUUCGUCGUUACACGACCCGGUGAUGGUGUUGAACAUUGAAAGCGACGAGGAAGGCGGCGUGAAAAAAUACGCCGAGCAAAUCGUGAAAUGGUUCGAGGAGAAGAAGUUUGCAGACGUCGACGCGUCUGCCAUUGCAACGAUUUAA